Cucurbita maxima (winter squash) is the source of this 383-nucleotide messenger RNA. RefSeq names its product defensin J1-2-like. The transcript has 2 exons. Bases 63 to 287 code for a protein of 74 amino acids. NCBI's taxonomy places the organism in Eukaryota, Viridiplantae, Streptophyta, Magnoliopsida, Cucurbitales, Cucurbitaceae. The record is from RefSeq and is a predicted model, not a curated record. Gene Ontology annotation, biological process: defense response.
UUUUUAUAUAAACCCUAACCCUCCAUGCAUUAAACUCAAACCACACAAAUUCCUCUCUAAAUAUGAAGUUCCUUUCAGCUGCAAUUUGCCUGCUCCUCCUCAUUUUUGGCACUGGCAUGGCGCCAAUGGUUGCAGAGGCCAGGCUUUGCGAAACUCCGAGCCACAAUUUCAAGGGGCUAUGCUUUAGUAGCAACAACUGUGGCCAUGUGUGCAAGGGAGAGGGGUUUAACGAUGGCGCUUGCAAGGGCUUCCGCCUUCGGUGCAUAUGCUCAAAGCACUGUGUUUGAUAUUUCUUCAUCAACUAUUUGUCUAUUUCUAAAUGUAGACACUUAAAAACUUGUAUGAAUAAAGUGGGCAUCUUCUUUGGCUCCUCCUUCCUUUCU